Molecule: messenger RNA, 1143 nt
Organism: Aspergillus melleus
Lineage: Eukaryota; Fungi; Ascomycota; Eurotiomycetes; Eurotiales; Aspergillaceae
Gene: preB
Product: alpha-factor pheromone receptor STE2
Exons: 2
Coding region: 1-1143 (380 amino acids)
Biological process (GO): G protein-coupled receptor signaling pathway
Cellular component (GO): membrane; G protein-coupled receptor homodimeric complex
Molecular function (GO): mating-type factor pheromone receptor activity; pheromone binding
Source: RefSeq, a predicted model, not a curated record
AUGGCAAACAGCGACUCGGAUUUUGACCCGUUCAACCAGCCUUUGACCUUCCGCUACGCGGACGGCACUCCGUUUGUGGUCACGGUUGACGAAGUCGACACCAACCUCAUCCAGUACAGCAUCCGCAGCUGCAUCAACUACGCAUCCCAGCUCGGUGCCUCCAUUGCCAUUUUUGUCAUCCUGCUGCUGCUCACCAGACCCGAGAAGCGUGGCUCGGCCGUGUUUGCCCUGAAUGCUUCCGCCUUGCUCUGCAACAUCGGUCGUACCGUCUGCCAGGUCACCUUCUUCUCCGGGGCUUUCGUGCGCCUCUACCCUUAUUUCUCAGGCGACUAUUCCAGAGUGCCGAGAUCUGCAUACGCCGGUUCUGUCCUGGGCACCGUCUUCCCUACUCUGCAGUUGAUCUGCUUUGAAGCGUCCUUGCUGCUCCAGGUCGAGGUCGUAUGCGCAAAUCUCCGUCGUCGCUAUCGCCGCUCCCUGGUGGUUGCGUUGAGCGUGAUCGCCUUUCUGGCCCUGGGCUUCCGCUUCACACUCAUGGUCCUAAACUCGAUGCUCAUCAUGGAAGCUGCCGUUCCUCACAGUCUUCAAUGGCUGGAAAGUGCAGCUAACAUCACCCUGACAAUCAGCAUCUGCAUCUUCUGUGCCGUGUUCGUCGUCAAACUUGGCUUCGCCAUCCAUCUCCGCAAAAGGCUCGGUGUUAGGGAGUUCGGUCCUAUGAAAGUCAUUUUCAUCAUGGGAUGUCAGACUUUGGUGAUUCCAGCCAUCUUCUCCAUCCUCCAAUACGUCGUGAACGUGCCCGAGCUAUCCUCCAACGUCCUGACCCUAGUCACCCUUUCCCUUCCUCUCUCCAACAUCUGGGCCAGCACGACCCUCUCGCAAUCCAGCACCGGAGCAUCCACCUCGCGUGCAAACCUCUGGAAUGGACUCACCUUCAGCGGCGGCAAACAAAUGUCCAUGUCUACCUCGUCUAGCACGAAACCAAGCACCACGGUCUGCUACUCUGAUCAGGUGUCGCCCAAAGCGCCGAGCUCCUUGCAGCAGGUCUUGAGGAAGAAUGAGGACGAGGCGGAACAGGGUUAUGGCAUAGCCAUUGAGCAUGAUAUCUCGGUUCGUAGUGUUCGGAAGGAGAAGAAGGGCGAUGUCUAG